UUUUUGAUUCAAUAGCAUAAUUUAGAUGUGAGACAUACGGGAACUGGAUUUGUGACCAUCUAGACUUAUUGGUACCUUUUAUCUGUUGCACCUGUAAGAUUCGAGAGCCCACAGAGAAGCAUACAGCUAAAGGAUAACCAAAGACCGAUUUUAUAGAUCCCCAAAGGUAACCAUUAACCUCAAAGAAUAAUUGAAAUCGGAAGAGUACUGGGAACGAACUUAACUAUUCUCUUAAAAUACCCUUGUUUGUUAUAUUUACAUCAAUUUUUAUAUUUAUUUUAGCUUUCAAAACUUUUAGAAAUACAAGAAUAAUGCCUAUGUCUCGAGUUUAUAUUGGAAAUCUUCCGUCUCGUGCCACUGAACGCGACUUGGAGCAUUUCUUCAAAGGAUUUGGCAAAAUACGUGAUGUUAUGUUAAAAAAUGGAUUUGGAUUUGUGGAGUUCGAUGACUCACGCGAUGCUGACGAUGCUGUCUAUGAGCAAAAUGGCCGUGAACUUUGUGGGCACCGAGUUGUUGUGGAGAUUUCUCGUCGCACAUCUGGCCGUAAUGAGAACAAUCGAUAUGACAACAGAGGUUAUGAUAAUCGAGGUGGCGGAUAUAGAAGUGGCCAAAACUUUCGGCGUGAAGGUCGUACUAAUGGACGUUUUCCUCCACCACGUGAGACUCGUCACAAAAUGUUGGUACAAAAUUUGUCUACUCGUUUUUCUUGGCAGGACUUGAAAGACAUGUUCCGCGGGGCUGGCGAAGGUGAAGGAGGCGUUACAUAUGCUGAAGCCCACAAACGUGUUCGUAACCAGGCAAAUGUUUGUUUCGCUACUCAUGACGAUUUGCGUCGUGCAAUGGAGAAAUUUCAAGGAAAAGAAAUUAACGGCCGUCGAAUUAAAUUAAUUGACGAUUCUGAAGACAGUGGAGGCAAACGUCGUCGCUCCCCCAGCCGUUCACGUUCUCGUAGCCGUUCUGGUUCGGCACGCCGUUCAGCUUCAGCACGUCGUUCUCCUUCACCACACCGUUCAGGCUCGCGAUCUGAACGUCGUUCACGUUCUCGCAGCAACUCAACUCCAGCAAAGAAUGGCGCUGAAGAAGGAAGUCCAGCACCGAAACGAAGCCGUUCACGUUCUCCAUCAGCUUCAUCACAUGAAGAAGGCAAGUAA
Messenger RNA from Meloidogyne enterolobii, 1151 nucleotides. Lineage: Eukaryota; Metazoa; Nematoda; Chromadorea; Rhabditida; Meloidogynidae. The record is from the annotation of a GenBank genome assembly.